GGUAAGCGGGCGGUUCCCCACCCCUCCGUAGAGCGCUGCGGCUGGCCAUGGAGUGAGGCGGCAGCCGGGGCCUGGGGCAGCAGGACGGAGCCGCCGGACUGAGACGCCGCCAGGAGCGGGGCCGUCGCACCCCCUCUCCCAGCAUCCUCCGCGUGGGGCCUCGACCUCCUCCCCCGACUCUCACCGGGGGCUCUGCAGCCUCGGACCUCUUCCCCCAAAUACGAACGUGGGUGCCCCCAACAGCUUUUGCGUGGGGCUUGGCUCUUCGCUCCCGCUCCGAAGACGCACGUUUUGGCAUCUCCCUCAACUUUGCUUCCCCUGCACAGACACUCAGACUCGCCCGUUUCUCCUCCUUCAUUCUCUCCUGCAGUUUUCCAUUUCUGUUUCUUUCCCUCUUCUGCCUUCCCUUCUCCAUUCAUUCCUGAGUGUCUCGGUUUAUACCCAAGUUCCUCCUACAGACGACCUCUGAGCCUGAGUUUUCCUCUUCUUUCCAGACCUUUUAUGCACUUAGGGUUGGUAACAAUUCCAUCUUAGAGUCCUCACUUUUUCUUUGCAAGAAGCGAAAAGCAAAACAAAAACUUGUUUCCUGCACCAGAUCCACAAACGGAAAUUCCUCACUUGCAACGGAGGUCCUUAUUUCUCCUUUGCCUCUGUUGCCCCCACACCAACCAGCGGCUCCCCAGUUUGCAGCAUUCCUGUUUUAUGCUGUGCAGAGGGAAAGACAGCGCCCAUGAGGGAGUACAAAGUCGUGGUUUUAGGGAGUGGGGGGGUGGGUAAGUCGGCCUUGACUGUGCAGUUUGUCACUGGGACGUUCAUUGAGAAAUAUGACCCCACCAUUGAAGACUUCUACCGUAAGGAGAUCGAAGUGGACUGUUCCCCAUCAGUACUUGAAAUCUUGGAUACAGCAGGGACUGAACAGUUUGCUUCCAUGCGAGAUCUGUACAUUAAAAAUGGCCAAGGUUUCAUCCUAGUUUACAGCCUGGUAAACCAACAGUCUUUCCAGGACAUUAAGCCAAUGAGGGACCAAAUUGUCCGUGUGAAGAGAUACGAAAAGGUUCCUCUCAUCCUAGUGGGGAAUAAAGUGGACCUGGAAUCGGAGAGGGAGGUCUUGUCGGCGGAAGGCCGAGCCCUGGCUCAAGAGUGGGGCUGCCCCUUCAUGGAGACGUCUGCCAAGAGCAAGACCAUGGUGGAUGAACUGUUUGCAGAGAUCGUCAGGCAAAUGAACUAUGCAUCCCUGCCUGAAAAGCAAGAUCAGUGUUGUACGACUUGCAUUGUCCAGUGAGAGAGACAGAGAGCAAAACCUCAAUCAUGGCCAUACAGAGCAGAUAAAACUCAGAGGACAUUUGCACAGAUGCUGCUUUGGAGAACUCUUUCAGCCCAGGCUGCAGAACUGAGCCUUGCAAACCCCUCUUUCUCUCUCUUUCUCUCUCUCUCUCUCUCUCUUUAGAGCACAUUUCCAGGCAUCGGCGUGCAAAAGGUUGGCAGCGGCAGCUGUGGAGAACAGUAGGCCUGCAACAGAAUCGCUUAGCAUGUUUACCAUAUGUUUGAAAUCUGUUCUUUAUCUCUUGGUCCUCCUCCUUUUUUAAAAAGAAAAAUAGCUUUCUAAGUUCCUAUUAAUGGCUAAUAUGCAAGCGUUCAUUUUUCUCCCCCCCCCUAAUAUUUUGAUUUCUUUAAUUGAUUUCCAAAACUUGUAUUUAUUAAACUUAACUCAGUAUUACCUACUCAAUGCCUUUUUAAGAGAAAGUUUUAAUG
This is a messenger RNA of Gekko japonicus, 1752 nucleotides long. It is a transcript of the gene RAP2C, whose product is annotated as RAP2C, member of RAS oncogene family. Gene Ontology annotation, molecular function: GDP binding; GTPase activity; GTP binding. Gene Ontology annotation, cellular component: plasma membrane. Gene Ontology annotation, biological process: Rap protein signal transduction; negative regulation of cell migration. Bases 731 to 1282 code for a protein of 183 amino acids. The transcript has 4 exons. Lineage: Eukaryota; Metazoa; Chordata; Lepidosauria; Squamata; Gekkonidae. The record is from RefSeq and is a predicted model, not a curated record.